Fonsecaea multimorphosa CBS 102226 is the source of this 2082-nucleotide messenger RNA. RefSeq lists its product as uncharacterized. The transcript has a single exon. The coding region runs from base 1 to 2082 and encodes 693 amino acids. The record is from RefSeq and is a predicted model, not a curated record. NCBI's taxonomy places the organism in Eukaryota, Fungi, Ascomycota, Eurotiomycetes, Chaetothyriales, Herpotrichiellaceae. Gene Ontology annotation, cellular component: mitochondrion.
AUGGAAUUGAUCCCGCGGUGUUGGCGUCCAUCAUGUUUCCCAAACGUCCAAUCCCGCGCCCACAACUUCUGCAGUCGCGUCAAACUCGGACGGUUCCUCUCCUCCAGCCACCCUCCUCUAUCCAAUGCCACGGCUGACUUCGAGCGACCUGGCCCGGAGCCUCUUUCUCGUCAUGUGCUGCCGACAAACGUUCCUCUAAAGGCUCUGAGCCAGCCCUCAAUAACUCCGAACCCUCGGGCGGAGCAGGGAUAUCUCAGUCCCAUUCGCCUUCCCGUAUCCUGUCCUGGUUGUGGCGCGCUCACGCAAGAUGUCGAGCCUGGACAGGCGGGUUUCUAUACACUGUCAAGGAAAGCGGUGGUUAAAUACCUUAGAAACAUCGAGGGCUCGAAUCGGCUGCACGAUGAAGGACACAUUGAUACAGACGAGGCACCGGUCCAAGCUUCACUUAGCUCACAAGAGGAUGAAAGUCAACAGAACGAGCACGGUAUAGUCCAGCCUGAACUUCACAUCACACCUCCUAUCUGCGAUAGAUGUCAUUAUUUGAUCCAUGACUCUCGUGGUGCUCCUAUUGCGCAUCCAUCCGUUGAAGCAGUUGCAGACUCGAUCGCGGAAUCUCCUUUCGCCAGGAAUCAUGUCUACCACGUCCUUGAUGCUGCAGAUUUCCCCAUGUCCCUCAUUCCUGCAGUCUACAAGAAUCUGUCUUUGGCCAAACCUCGAACUCAGAAUCGUAGGUCGCAGCAUUCGUUUUCAUCCCGGCCCUCUGUAUCCUUUAUCAUCACCAGGUCCGAUCUGCUCGCUCCAACCAAGGAGAUGGUAGACAGCAUGAUGCCCAAAUUCAUCGCCAUCCUGAGGACUGCCUUGGGUCGCAUGGGACAAAAGCUCAGGCUGGGUAACGUGCAUCUGGUCUCAUCGAAGCGAGGAUGGUGGACGAAGGACAUCAAGGAAAGCAUUUGGCACAGGGGUGGCGGUAAUUGGCUCGUUGGAAAGUUCAACGUGGGAAAGUCAAAUCUCUUUGAGGUCCUUUUCCCUAAAGGCUCGUUCGGUAGAGCGCCCGUAUCCGCAGAAAUUCAACGGCAGCAGGAGGUCGAGUCUACGCAUAAGUCUACCGAGACCACGUUCUUCUCGGAGAAAAAUCUGUUGCCUCCUCCUCAGCCCGAAGUUCCUUUCCCGGCCAUGCCUUUGGUGUCAAGUCUGCCAGGGACAACGGCAUCCCCAAUCCGACUUCCCUUUGGCAAGCAUAAGGGAGAGUUGAUUGAUAUGCCAGGCCUAGAGCGCGGAGGUCUUGAACAAUACGUCAAAUCCGAGGAGAAGGCUGACCUCGUCAUGACACACCGUCCGACGGUCGCUCAGCACGUUAUCAAGCCUGGUCAGUCUCUACUCUUGGGAGGCGGACUGGUCCGUAUUACACCGCUCCUCGAUGAGUCCGACCCGAGUACCACCAUGCUGGCGUAUCCCUUUGUCCCGCUCAAAGCUCAUGUCACGUCUACGGAGAAGGCAUCGGGCACCCAAAAGCAAGAGCGCGAAAGCGGCGUGGAGUCGAUUCUUGCGGAAGGGGCAGGAGUUUCCAUGUCUUCAGCCGGUCGAUUCAAAUUACGGACCGAUGUCACAAAGUCUAGGGCUGGUUCUAUGAUCAGGGCCGGUGUCGACAUGGAGAAAUUGCCAUUCCACGUCUACGCGACAGAUAUUCUCAUUGAAGGCGUCGGAUGGGUGGAACUGGUCUGUCAGAUCAGGAAAAGCAAACGCGUACGUCAGCCCGAGUCGCCCGCCGAAGACUCUUUCGGAUCAGACGCCACUGGAUCGGGGGUGCCCACAGCUCAAGGUCUGUCGAUUGGCACAAGCACCUUUACUCCUUUCAUGUCAGUUCAGAACGGUGAAGGCUCGGAGCCAUCUUCAAGCUUCCCUGAAGCCGAGGUCUUCACUCCAAAUGGCAGAUUCAUCGGGCAAAGAACAUGCCUCGAUGUGUGGCAAAUGUGGAAUACAGGAAAACCGCAGACGAAGAGAGCUGCGCGUCCUCGUAAGCCGAUGAGCGGCGCAAAGAAACGAGAGAAGAUCCGCCGCAAGGCUGCACUGACCAGAGUCUGA